This is a messenger RNA of Arabis nemorensis, 483 nucleotides long. The record is from the annotation of a GenBank genome assembly. Lineage: Eukaryota; Viridiplantae; Streptophyta; Magnoliopsida; Brassicales; Brassicaceae.
AUGUGUGACGGUCAGUUUUUUUUUCCCGAGUUUUGUUUAUCGUCGAUCACAUAUGGGUUUACAGAUCUGAGUUAUUUGCAACGGUUUCGGUCUCACAGAGUUGUAAGAGUAUCACAGAUUUCUUCAUCUCUGUUACGUGAUGGAUUUAACAUCAGAAUUCGCACCAUCUCUGAUAUUUCAAUCUUCACAAGACCACCAUGGGAGCUUACAAUUUUUUUUCCCACAAGAACUUCAACUCUCGGUGUUGGAUCUUUCGACAUGACAAGAAUGGUCAGUUUCUUCAAGUGGACUUAUGAUAGAUACGAGUCUAUCCUCAUCAACGAGCGUAACCUCUACGUGAGACAUAUCAAGCUUACCUAUGUUAGGCACAAUGCUCAUGCUGAUGGGUCACUGUCAACACGACUCCAACGCUGCAAGAGUAUUGGGCUGGAAGCUACUUCAAUAUCGUUUUGGCGUCCAUACUAUCUUCUGCUUGUCCUUUAA